GGUCACAAACUUGUCGGAGGUGGUGGAUCCAGCCGGCCGGUAUGGGGAGGUACGGCCGCCACUCGGGGCCGCGGCGGUCGCUGCUGCCGCCGCCGCCGCUGCUGUUGCUGCUGCCGUCGCUGCUGCUCCUGGCGCCCGACGCUGGCGCGGCCCAGCUCUCGGUGCUCUACUCGGCCUCCGACCCGUUGACGCUGCUGCAGGCGGACACGGUUCGCGGCACCGUGUUGGACUCCAGCGGCGCCUGGGCGGUGGAGUUCUUCGCUUCCUGGUGCGGCCACUGCAUCGCCUUCGCCCCGAUGUGGAAGGCUCUAGCCGAGGACGUCAAGGGCUGGAGGCCAGUACUGAACCUUGCUGUUCUAGACUGUGCUGAGGAGGUCAACAAUGCUGUCUGCAGAGACUUCAACAUCCGUGGCUUCCCGACUGUGAGGUUCUUUAAGGCCUUUUCCAAGAGUGGCUCAGGAGCAGUGUUGCCAGUGGCUGGUGCUACCGUGCAGAUCCUACGGGAGAGACUCAUUGAUGCCUUGGAGUCCCACAGCGACACAUGGCCCCAGGACUGUCCACCACUGGAGCCUGCCAAGCUGGAGGAGAUCAUUGGAUUCUUUCCAAGGAGUAACGAAGAGUACCUCGCUCUGAUCUUUGAAAAGGAAGGCUCCUACCUGGGUAGAGAGGUAAUUCUGGACCUGUCUCAGUAUCAUGGCCUGGCUGUGCGCAGGGUCUUGGACACAGAGGACUACGUAGUGGCCAAGUUUGGUGUCUCUGACUUCCCAUCGUGCUACCUGAUGUCUCGGAAUGGCUCUGUCGCUCGAGUCCCUGUGCUGGUAGAAUCCAGGUCUUUCUAUACCUCCUAUCUGCAGAGGCUCGCUGGGAUCACCAGGGAGGCGUCCCCCACCACAGCUCAGCCAGCCGUUACAGACAACGUAGCGCCCACAGUGUGGAAAUUGGCAGAUCGCUCCAAGAUCUACAUGAUGGACCUGGAGUCUGCACUACACUAUAUCCUGCGAGUAGAAGUGGGCAAGUUCUCCAUCCUGGAAGGGCAGCGCCUGAUAGCCCUGAAAAAUUUUGUGGCAGUUUUGGCCAAGUACUUUCCUGGCCAGCCUCUGGUCCAGAACUUUCUGCACUCUGUAAGUGAUUGGUUUAUGAAGCAGCAGAGAAGGAAAAUUCCCUACAAUUUCUUUAAAAUUGCUCUGGACAGCAGGAGAGAGGACUCCGUUCUUCCUGAGAAGGUGCACUGGGUUGGCUGCCAGGGCAGCCAACCACAUCUCCGAGGCUUUCCUUGCUCGCUGUGGGUCCUCUUCCACACCCUCACUGUGCAGGCAAGUCAGCAGAGUGCAGACCACUCACGUGAGCCAGCCAAUGGCCAGGAGGUCCUCCAAGCCAUCCGGAACUACGUGCGCUACUUCUUCGGCUGCCGAGAGUGCGCGGGCCACUUUGAGCAAAUGGCUGCCGCCUCUAUGCACAAGGUGGGAAGUCCGAAUGAUGCGGUUCUCUGGCUCUGGACGAGCCACAACAAGGUCAAUGCUCGCCUCGCAGGUGCCCCCAGUGAAGACCCCCAGUUUCCCAAGAUACAGUGGCCACCGCGUGAACUCUGCUCUACCUGCCACAAUGAGCUCAAUGGGGCGCCGGUGUGGGACGUGGACGCCACCCUCGGCUUCCUCAAGGACCACUUCUCCUCGAGAAACAUCGUCCUGGACUCCCCUACAGCUGGGCUGGCCCACCAGAGGGGUGUGCAGAGCUUUACCAAUACCCCGAAGCUGGUGAUGGGCGCGUGGAAACUGCCGACCAGAAUUUCAGCUCUGGGCCUUCAGCAGGCUGGUACCGCAGGGUCCCCCAGACCUGAGGCAAGUGGCCCCCAGGAUCUGUACCCAAGCCUCGGAAUGACUAGACCUGUGCCAGGGCAGGGGAAGGCUGAGCAUGUGAGAGAGCUUCAGAGGGACGUAGCCGAGCAGCUCCAGGGCCAGCGACACUUGAGCAAGCGAGACACAGGGGCCCUAUUGCUUGCUGAGUCCUGGGCUGAGGUGAGCCACCUCCAAGGCCCGCUAGGGGGCCAUGGCUCCAAGCAGCUGGCUAGCAGACCUGGGGGGGAGCCAGCGGUGCGGGGCCAAGGCCAUUGGCUACGAGUGCUGGGAGGGGGCUUCUCCCACCUGGAUGUCAGCCUUUGUGUGGGGCUCUAUUCCCUGUCCUUCAUGGGCCUGUUGGCUGUGUACACCUAUUUCCGGGCCAGGAUGAGGGCCCUAAAAGGCCAUGCUGGUCACCCUGUGGCUUGAACUGUCCAACUUGGAAGAGGGUGGGGAAGGGAGCUGCUGUCCGUGGGGCUCUUCCAGCCCCUUGCCUCGCCUCCACCCUUUCCCCCUUAUCCAGCCUAGCAGAGUGAGAAGACCAGGAAAGCCAGUUGCUCUAGUGAACCCUUGAUUGUGCCAGGAAGGAGAGUCCCAUAGACAAAAGACCAGUAUUUGGACCAGCAGUUGAGGGGAACAGGGGAGAAUUGGGCCCUGGUCUCUCAGCACCAAAUUCCUGUUUUUCAGCUUAUCUGAAGUCCUGCCCCAUUCUUGCCGAAGCCUCCGUCUGGCCUGAUUAGUCUUGGCUCUAAAUUGGAGCACGCAAGCUCAGAAUUCCCAAGGCUUCUUACCCAGAGAAGGAUCCCAGGCUGGGUGGGCUUCAGUGACCCUCCUCUCUACAUCCCAGGGCUCCGCCUGUCCCUGGCUCCUUUUGGUCAUGAGGUGGUCUUUGAAGAGGAAGAGUCACUUCUGGCCUGCCUAACCUCCCUCUCAGACCUGUGUGGGGUUUGGCUUUAGGGAGAAGGGGGGUUCUGGAAUCUUCUGGAAAUCAUUUUCAUCUCCUGGAUGAGGUUAAGGUGAAAGUUUCUGCUGCACUAGUGUCUUGGGUGGGUGUGGACUUGCCCGGAUGGCAGUCGCCGGGCUGUGGGUUUGGCUUGCUUGGCGGGUGAAGGGGCGGAGUGUGGGAAGCAUGCUGGGCUGGGCCGUGCCAUGGCUGUGGGCUCAACCGGAAGGGGUACAGUGAGAAGGAUGUGCUUUGCCUUCUCCCCACGGGGCUCCUUCCUCUGAGCUGGGUCUUCUGGCUUUUGUUUUGCUCUCCUAAAUCAGUGCUAGGACGUGGAGGGUGCGGGUGGAUGGCAGUCAGGAGUGUCCUCUCGCUCGAGAUUCCAUUUCCGGGAGAGGCCCUGGGUCUAAGGGGCAGACAACGCUGUAUAUGUGCUUGGUUCCACCCUGUCCCCACUAGGGAGGGACGUGGAAUAAAUUAUUUUUGUUAAGGCAA
Molecule: messenger RNA, 3273 nt
Organism: Dipodomys ordii (Ord's kangaroo rat)
Lineage: Eukaryota; Metazoa; Chordata; Mammalia; Rodentia; Heteromyidae
Gene: Qsox1
Product: quiescin Q6 sulfhydryl oxidase 1
Exons: 12
Coding region: 42-2264 (740 amino acids)
Biological process (GO): protein folding
Cellular component (GO): Golgi membrane
Molecular function (GO): protein disulfide isomerase activity; flavin-dependent sulfhydryl oxidase activity
Source: RefSeq, a predicted model, not a curated record